CCCCUUUUCCAGGAUCACUUGCACUGGCUUGUUCUUGAAUGAGAAGAAAAAGAAAAUAGACUUCCAUUACUCAUACCUUUGUAAACACCCCUCACCCCGAGGAGAAGAAUGGUGUUCUCUAAAUGAAUCAUAAUAAAAUAGCCUCUAAACAGUUCCUAAGCAGGAGCCUCAGUGGAACUCAGCGCUCCGCUCCUCCCAGUUCCUAAGAGGUCCCGGGAUUCUUGAGCUGUGCCCAGCUGACGAGCUUUUGAAGAUGGCACAAUAACCGUCCAGUGAUGCCUGACCAUGACAGCACAGCCCUCUUAAGCCGGCAAACCAAGAGGAGAAGAGUUGACAUUGGAGUGAAAAGGACGGUAGGGACGGCAUCUGCAUUUUUUGCUAAGGCAAGAGCAACGUUUUUUAGUGCCAUGAAUCCCCAAGGUUCUGAGCAGGAUGUUGAGUAUUCAGUGGUGCAGCAUGCAGAUGGGGAAAAGUCAAAUGUACUCCGCAAGCUGCUGAAGAGGGCGAACUCGUAUGAAGAUGCCAUGAUGCCUUUUCCAGGAGCAACCAUAAUUUCCCAGCUGUUGAAAAAUAACAUGAACAAAAAUGGUGGCACAGAGCCCAGUUUCCAAGCCAGCGGUCUCUCUAGUACAGGCUCCGAAGUACAUCAAGAGGAUAUAUGCAGCAACUCUUCAAGAGACAGCCCCCCAGAGUGUCUUUCCCCUUUUGGCAGGCCUACUAUGAGCCAGUUUGAUAUGGAUCGCUUAUGUGAUGAGCACCUGAGAGCAAAGCGCGCCCGGGUUGAGAAUAUAAUUCGGGGUAUGAGCCAUUCCCCUAGUGUGGCAUUAAGGGGCAAUGAAAAUGAAAGAGAGAUGGCCCCGCAGUCUGUGAGUCCCCGAGAAAGUUACAGAGAAAACAAACGCAAGCAAAAGCUGCCCCAACAGCAGCAACAGAGUUUCCAGCAGCUGGUUUCAGCCCGAAAAGAACAGAAGCGAGAGGAGCGCCGACAGCUGAAACAGCAGCUGGAGGACAUGCAGAAACAGCUGCGCCAGCUGCAGGAAAAGUUCUACCAAAUCUACGACAGCACUGAUUCUGAAAAUGAUGAAGAUGGUAACCUGUCUGAAGACAGCAUGCGCUCAGAGAUCCUGGACGCCAGGGCCCAGGACUCUGUCGGGAGGUCAGAUAACGAGAUGUGUGAGCUAGACCCAGGGCAGUUUAUUGACCGGGCUCGAGCCCUGAUCAGAGAGCAGGAAAUGGCUGAAAACAAGCCAAAACGAGAAGGCAACAACAAAGAAAGAGACCACGGGCCAAACUCCUUACAACCAGAAGGCAAACAUUUGGCCGAGACCUUGAAACAGGAACUGAACACUGCCAUGUCGCAAGUUGUGGACACUGUGGUCAAAGUCUUUUCAGCCAAGCCCUCCCGCCAGCUUCCUCAGGUCUUCCCACCUCUCCAGAUUCCCCAAGCCAGAUUUGCAGUCAACGGGGAAAACCACAAUUUCCACACCGCCAACCAGCGCCUGCAGUGCUUUGGCGAUGUCAUCAUUCCAAACCCCCUGGACACCUUCGGCAACGUGCAGAUGCCCAGUUCCACAGACCAGACAGAGGCACUGCCCUUGGUUGUCCGCAAAAACUCAUCUGACCAGUCUGCCUCCGGACCCCCUGCUGGUGGCCACCACCAGCCUCUGCACCAGUCACCUCUCUCUGCCACCACAGGCUUCACCACAUCUACCUUCCGCCACCCCUUCCCCCUCCCCUUGAUGGCCUACCCGUUUCAGAAUCCACUAGGUGCUCCUUCCGGAUCCUUCUCUGGAAAAGACAGAGCCUCUCCUGAAUCCUUAGACUUAACUAGGGAGACUACGAGUCUAAGGACCAAGAUGUCAUCCCAUCACCUGAGCCACCAUCCUUGCUCACCAGUCCACCCACCCAGCACCGCCGAAGGGUUGUCCUUAUCACUCAUAAAGUCCGAGUGUGGUGAUCUGCAAGACAUGUCUGAAAUUUCACCUUAUUCGGGAAGUGCAAUGCAGGAAGGAUUGUCUCCCAAUCACUUGAAAAAAGCAAAGCUCAUGUUCUUUUAUACUCGUUACCCCAGCUCCAAUAUGCUGAAGACCUACUUCUCCGAUGUAAAGUUCAACAGAUGUAUUACCUCUCAGCUUAUCAAGUGGUUUAGCAAUUUCCGUGAGUUUUACUACAUUCAGAUGGAGAAGUAUGCACGCCAAGCCAUCAACGAUGGGGUCACCAGUACCGAAGAGCUGUCUAUAACCAGAGACUGUGAGCUGUACAGGGCUCUGAACAUGCACUACAACAAAGCAAAUGACUUUGAGGUUCCAGAGAGAUUCCUGGAAGUUGCGCAGAUCACGUUACGGGAGUUUUUCAAUGCCAUUAUCGCAGGCAAAGAUGUUGAUCCUUCCUGGAAGAAGGCCAUAUACAAGGUCAUCUGCAAGCUGGAUAGUGAAGUCCCUGAGAUUUUCAAAUCCCCAAACUGCCUACAAGAGCUGCUUCAUGAGUAGAAAUUUCAACAACUCUUUUUGAAUGUCUGAAUAGUAGCGGUCCCCUUUGGCUGUCUAAGUUAUAUGUGUCUACACUUUGAUUUCAUAUAUAUGUGUAUGGGAGGCAUGGAUGUGUUAUGAAAUCAGCUGGUAAUUCCUCCUCUUCACCUUUCCCUCAUUUCUUUUGUUUUCCAUUGCAAGGGGAUGGUAAUUUUCCUUCCAUUUUCAGUUUAUUUUUGCCCAAGGCCCUUAACAUUUGAAGACUUAAAAUAGGGUUGAUUUUCAGGGAAAAGAAAUGUUGAUGUGUAUAAAGUCGAUAUUAGCAAGGAAGGGUAUUUGUUAACAAUGCCUGUGCUUGAUUGAUGACUUUUGCAAAUGUCGUUGACCAAGGGGAGCCCAGUGACGCAACACAAUUCUACAGUGAUGUGUCUCAUCGUUUUACUGCUAAGGAGGACUGAAAAUUCAAUGAAACCACUUCAGAAAUUUAAAUACUUGGUUUGAACUCGUGGCGUUGAUUUUUCUUACAUGUUUAAAACU
Molecule: messenger RNA, 3005 nt
Organism: Chrysochloris asiatica (Cape golden mole)
Lineage: Eukaryota; Metazoa; Chordata; Mammalia; Afrosoricida; Chrysochloridae
Gene: PROX1
Product: prospero homeobox 1
Exons: 5
Coding region: 276-2489 (737 amino acids)
Biological process (GO): regulation of transcription by RNA polymerase II
Cellular component (GO): nucleus
Molecular function (GO): RNA polymerase II cis-regulatory region sequence-specific DNA binding; DNA-binding transcription factor activity, RNA polymerase II-specific
Source: RefSeq, a predicted model, not a curated record